UGAAACCGGCCAAGCGUACGGGGAGGGGCCGCGUUACGUGGAAGCUGACGUGCAACAGCCCUGGUGCUCCAGGGGCUUGGGGACUUUGGGUGUCAGAACAGCCACUGGGCAUCCACUCCCCGACCCCAAAACACGUGUGCUUGAUGGGAACAGAAAUGCCAUUCUCCUGAGUGUGUAAGGAACCUACAGAACUGUAAUGUCUAACCCUACAUGGAAUAACAACUCUUGGAAGUUUUUUGGGCUGUACCUGACUCUGUGCAAAACUUAAAUCGGCUGCAGCUCCUUCUGCGAAGGAUCAGCCUUGGUACAGAAACAGUGGUAGUUAAAAGGCAUUGAUCUCCAGAGGAGUGGGACUAGGACAAAACAUGUGGUAUUCUUGACCAGGGAUCCAUGGAGAGGGUGUAAGCUGUUGGAAAACAUGAGAACAUCAGAAACACCUGGUUUUGUGCCUAGGUUUCAUUCAUAGAGUUUUUAGGUGGCAGAGACACGGUGAAGCUGAGUGUGGGGCAGGCAGAGCUGAUGGGGGAGCCUGGGGUGUAGCCCAGGAUGGACUGGCUGUGACGACGACGUGCCUUAGCCCGAGAGGUCGUUACCAUGAAGAGUUCCUGCAGAGCUGGCCUCCACAGGGAACCACUGACUUCCACAUCCUCCACCUUCCAUCAGGUCAAACGGGUUUCUGGUAUGCACUUAAAGCCAUAUCUCAAGUUACAGAAGAAAGAGCGAUCCCCAGAAAUAAGCCAGGAUUCCCUGCGAGGCCACCAGGGACCAGCACAAGGAGAAAAAUUCACCAACUGCACCAAACUGAGCGUUUUCCCAAAACCCUCCCUCGUGGCUCCAUCUCAAAAGCUCCUGGGGAUUAUUUAUCCAAAUACUAUGUGCAAUAUGAACGGGAAAGGCCCGGCGGACGCUCCGAGUGCAAGGGAGAAGAAGAACGCCCUGUCUGCCACGAUCCACCAGGGAGAAGAAGGGGAAGGGCCUCUGGAUGUGUGGGCUGUGGUGAAGCCUGGCAACACCAAGGAGAAAAUCGCCUUCUUCGCAGCCCAGCAGUGCAGCAGCAGCACCCGCACGGGCUCCAUGAAAAUCAAGAGCACGUGGGACAUCGACGGGAGAACGGCCAAACGCAGGAAAAAAUCGGUGGAUCUUAAAAAAGCCAAAAUCCAGCUGGAAAGAAUGAGGGAGGCCAACGCCAGGUGCUCCCAGCCGGAGCCCUUCGCCUGCGGCAUCGAGCACUGCUCGGUGCACUUGGGCAGCGAUGGCGGCGAGGGCGCCUUCCCGGGCCGCUCGCUGUCCGUCAUCGAGAUGGUGGCUUUCCUGGAGCAGCGGGCCAGCGCCCUGCUGGUGGACUGUGCCAAGACCUGCACGGCCACCUCGGCCACCAGGCUGAGCCUCCAGCCCAAGGCUGCCCUGCCCGGCUCCGAGCCCUUCUCGCCGGGCGAGGCGCCCGCGGAGCCGCAGGGCGAGCCCGUGCGCGUGCUGGACAUGGUGGCCAGGCUGGAGUCCGAGUGCCUGAGGCGGCAGAGCGAGGCCGGGAGCCUCUCCCGCAACAACAGCUUCCGCAGGAACGUGGGCAGGGUGCUCCUGGCCAGCGGCACCCAGCCUGAGGGAGACGUGGGGAAGGGGCUCCCGGCUCAGGGGGACGGCCUGGGGGAGGCAGGGGUGGCAGAGGCCGGCUAUGGAGGUCGCUGUGACCCUCUGGGUGACACCGAGCUGUGGGAUGGCGGUGCCUCUGCCCGGCGGCCGUUUCCUUCGGGGCUGGAUACCCGGGUGGGGAAUGUGAAUUCGGGACUUGCCCAGGCGGUGUUGGCCAUGACAGCUGGCAGGAAUGACACCGAAACACGGAUUGAGCCCCCCAGGGCUCUCCUGUCCCCGUGUCCCGCCGCUGCCAGGCUGCCACCGGAUCCCUUGCAGAGCAAGAACGCGACUGUUGAUUGUACGUCGAAGGAGCCUGUAAUUUUCCCAAAGCAUCCUGCUAGGAAGGAGCCCUUGUGCAUCAGUAUAUCAGUCACCAAGACAGAGGAAGGGUGCAGGAAGGAGAAGCUCUCCGGUUCUGGUGAGGAUUCACUCCCAGGGAGGCUGUUUUUCCUCCAGGGUGAGCAGCCUGCUGCUCACGAGCAACAGCCACGGCGGGAGGGUCCCCAGGAGAAGCCAGGGGAAGCAGCCCAAAACGAGGAUGAGGAUGCUCUGGCAUCUGGCAGAUCGUGUGUCAGAAGCAGUGUCCCUACAGAGCCAUCGGCCCCUUCUGUCCCUGCCACAGAAGGGGCUUUGCAAGUACUUGAUGCUUCCUGCCUAAAGCGGCAGGUUUCACAUGACUUUCUGGAGACCAGGUUUAAAAUCCAGCAGCUUUUGGAGCCUCAGCAGUACAUGGCCUUCUUGCCUCACCACAUCAUCGUGAAGAUCUUUGGGUUGCUUCCCACCAGGAGCCUGGUUGCCCUAAAAUGCACUUGCUACUACUUCAAGUUCAUCAUUGAGUACUACAACAUCAGGCCGGCGGACUCGCGCUGGGUGCGCGACCCUCGCUACCGGGAGGAUCCCUGCAAGCAGUGCAAGAAGAAAUACGUGAAGGGGGACGUGUCCCUGUGCCGGUGGCACCCCAAGCCCUACUGCCAGGCUCUGCCCUACGGGCCUGGCUACUGGAUGUGCUGUCACCGCUCCCAGAAGGGCAUCCCUGGCUGUAAGCUGGGGCUCCAUGACAAUCACUGGGUCCCUGCCUGCCACAGCUUUAACCGCGCCAUCCAUAAGAAAACCCGAGGAGCGGGAGCAGAGGUGGAAGAGGAAUAUUAGUGCACAAACACUUUCCUGCAAGAUUGUUUGGGAGAGGAGGAGGAGGAGGAGAUUCUCAUGCCUUGUGCUGUUUACAGUGUAUAUAAUUGUCGUGAUUUUUUUUUUUUUCCACAGGGCUAUGAAACUGCACAUACUCAAACACAAGAGCCUUUACCUUUUAGAUUAAAAGAGAGCUUUUAGUCCAUCUCUGUAAAUAACACUAUAAAAACUAAUUGUACAUACAGAGUCUACAGCUGGCUGAACAAGGUAACCCCUACAAUGCAGCUAUCCCAGUGUUGCGGCUAUAGGUGUGUGUGUUUUUAAGUGUCUUGUUUCAAAAUCUGUAUAUCCUGUAUAAUAUAUGAAUGUUUCUGAGAAGAAACUCUAAAUAGGUAAAGGUCAACUUGUUUAAAGAAGCUGCAGACAACUUAACUGGACAACCUGAAACUUAGACUAUAGAACAGAUCCAUUAUAGUAGCGUGGCAGUGGAUUAAAAAAAGAAAGAGAGGAAUAUUAUUGUAUAGUCAGAAUAUAAAAAAAGUUCUUGUCUACCUUACCCAUGUUGUCUGGUUGGGUUUUUUUUUUUACAUAAAUAAAAUGUGCAUUCUAGAUCUGCCUUACCAGACUUUCUCUUGUAAGACUUUUGCCCCAAAAUAAAAAAUGCUGUAAAACA
This is a messenger RNA of Haemorhous mexicanus (house finch), 3433 nucleotides long. RefSeq names its product F-box protein 34 (gene FBXO34). The transcript has 7 exons. The coding region runs from base 595 to 2781 and encodes 728 amino acids. Lineage: Eukaryota; Metazoa; Chordata; Aves; Passeriformes; Fringillidae. Gene Ontology annotation, molecular function: protein binding. The record is from RefSeq and is a predicted model, not a curated record.